AUGACUACAGCAGUGCGCCAACGCCUUCGAGGCAAGACUGUCCUUAUCACUGGCGCAUCCUCAGGGAUUGGCAGAAGCACCGCGAAAGAAUUUGCGCGAGCCGCAGGAGGUAACAUCAAGUUGGUUCUAGCUGCACGUCGCAUUGAUGCGUUGGAAUCUUUGUCUCAAGAAAUCAAGAAUGAAGUUGGUGAAGGUGUCGAAGUGCUUACGGUCCAGCUCGAUGUGAGCAAGCCUGCAGAAAUAGCACGUGUCAUUCAGGCUCUGCCAGAGAAAUUUGGAGAUAUUGAUGUUCUUGUCAACAAUGCUGGCUUAGUUAAGGGUGUUGACAAAGCUCCCGAUAUCGCGCUAAAUGACAUGCAAGUCAUGUUUUCUACAAAUGUUGAAGGUCUGAUUAAUAUGACACAAGCCAUAUUGCCAAUUUUCCUUCAAAGACCAAAUGGUGGGUCUGGAGAUAUCAUCAAUAUCGGCAGCAUUGCUGGUCGCGAGCCAUACCAAGGGGGAAGCAUCUACUGUGCGACCAAGGCAGCUGUCCGCAGUUUCACGGAUGCUUUGAGACGCGAGCUUAUCGCAACCCGGAUCAGGGUGAUUGGGAUUGACCCGGGUCAGGUUGAAACAGAGUUUUCUAUAGUGAGAUUUCGGGGUGACAAGACCAAAGCGGAUGCGGUAUACGCGGGAUGCGAACCCUUGACUCCAGACGAUGUGGCGGAAGUCAUCGUAUUCGCAGCGGGCCGGCGAGAAAACGUCGUACUAGCAGAUUCAUUGUUAUUCCCCAAUCAUCAAGCAGCUGCAACGGUCAUGCACAGGACAUCCUAA
Aaosphaeria arxii CBS 175.79 is the source of this 813-nucleotide messenger RNA. Its product is annotated as NAD(P)-binding protein. The transcript is spliced from 5 exons. Gene Ontology annotation, molecular function: oxidoreductase activity. The record is from RefSeq and is a predicted model, not a curated record. The coding region runs from base 1 to 813 and encodes 270 amino acids. Lineage: Eukaryota; Fungi; Ascomycota; Dothideomycetes; Pleosporales. Gene Ontology annotation, cellular component: cytosol.